GUUCACCGCGCUAUUGGAAUAUAGUGAGCUACACUGCGGAUGUCGGGCAGACAUGAAAAAGAAGGAAAAAUCCCUGUAGAUGAUGAGGGUAUUCUUAAUUGUGUGACAGAAUAUGCAAACGUUAACAGUAAAUCUCGGCAGUUCGUUCGGUCCCAAGUUAUAUCGGAUGAUCAGUCACAAUUAUGUACUCAAUAUCCGUUGUGUCUCCAAAAUUCCCGCGUUCUGAAUAACGAUUGCGGUGAUACGUGUAUGACUAAAAAUAUUGACUCCAAAAGGCAUGGAGAGUCUGUAAGCGAAGAUCCAUCGAAGUCUUUUGUCUUUUCAAACAUGUCACAAUUUGGAAAUAAACAAAUACUUGGAGAUGAUUUUCGGACUUCACAUUCGGUUAAACGUCCUUAUGAAUCAUUCUGUUUAGUUUCAAACUCUUCUGCAAAGCGAAAUUGCUGUACUGUUGGGCAAGAUGAAUGUGAAGAACAGUCUCAUGAACCAUCGACAUCAAAUAAUCAAUUUGACAGCCUAGCUUCUCGUGGUUUCGAUUUAUCUUCGGAAAUCAGAACUACAGCUCGAAGGUCAGAAGAUCAUUCUUUACCUUUGGCUCACAAUUUAACCUAUGAAAUUGGAGUAAUAAAUGAAGUCCCGGAUAUUGCGCUAAAACUAACAGAGAAUAAAUACCGGUCUGAGCGUAAAUCGCCUCCUUAUUGUGUAGCUCAUUCAUUCACGAUGGCUGAAAUGGAACAAGCUAAGAAGUUAGAAAAGGACGAAAAUCUUAUUCCGUUUUUUUCCCCCCUCAGUAAGUCUCGGGCUCCUUCUUCGGCAGUUUCACCAGAAUCUUCAUAUGGCAACUCUGUAGUUUCAAUUUCAAAACGGAAUAGCAUUUUUAUUGGUUCCGCUGCACAACGUUCCCGUGAUGUUAACAGGGACAGUUGUUUUAUUCAAGAAGCUGUUGAUAGCUCUGGUAUUUAUAUACCUGGAGUAGAUCUACUGAUAGACGACUCUGAAUGUGAGCCCAUCGAUCUUAUAUCUAGGUUCAGCAGAACUCCAAUUUCUUCACCCAAAAUAGUUGACCCCGGUAGCACGAUAUCAUGUGCUCUUGCUGGACCUCUCUCUUCGUCUCAUAUCUUCAACCAGCUAGAUUCCAAUGUCGCACAAAGACGUACAUCUUCGGCUGCGACAUCAUCGCUGAGUGCUGUUUCUGCCGGAAUGGAACUGAGUAAGGCUACGAAGGAACGUUGCGCACAGCUAAGGCAACGUCGGCGAGCACAACCAACUGAAAGACAACCAUUACCUGCUUUGCAUCUGCACCUAUCAAAAGAUGGUACAAGUCCCCUGCCUCCAGGGUGGCAAAGAGCACCAAAUACUAGGCGUUCGACAGAAGGACAAGAUCUAGGGGAUAGUUCUGGCACAUAUGCUUAUUAUUAUUACCAUGUUCGAACUCGUCAAACUAGGUGGGAUCCACCUGUAUAUCCAUGGGACGCCGAUCCUACGGAUACUCUUCUUGGUGAAACCGGAGAGGAUGACCCGGAAGCUCCUUACAAUUGGGGAUGUGCGUCGCGAUUCGCUGUCACACACGAAGAAAUUGAAGCUAUGUAUAAUCGCGUGCGUCAACGAAUAUUGGAACGUCAGUGCAUUGAUCUUCUGCAUGAAUUGGCAGGCAGACCAGAUGCUCCUCAGGAUGUAACUGAACAAGGCUUUGCCAUGGAAGUUAGUCCUUUUAUUUUUCUCAUGUGUUACUUUUUUGUAAAUUAAACACUCCUACUGUUAAAUCAGAGACGUGCGAGUAAUUAGAAUAAGGUGUUUUAUCCACUUGGAGUAACAUUUUAAGGAAGGCCAGGCUAUGAAGACCGUAUUGCAUGUAUGAAAUUAUUAACUGAUAUAACGUGUGUAAGAUAGCCUCAUCAUUACAAGCUAGAUUCAAGAACUGUUGAAUAUGUAUGAUAAUUUUAUCCAAACACCUAGAUUACUAUGGACCACAGCUUGUCAUGCGAACUUGGACGUAAACUACACUUACGUCUUAUAAAAUUCAUGAGGAUUCUUGGAAUUAUCGGCUAAAUAAUCUGUUGUUUACCACCUACAUAUAGAAUCGGGCAACUUAUUUUGAUAAAUAGCAUAGUCGGUUUUUUAAAAAUACAUUAAAAAUAUUGCGACUGGCUAGAUGAACAAACUACAAUAUUUUUAUUUCAGUUAUUCACUUUGGUCCACAAUACGUUACGUGGCUUUCGUGAUGCUCGAUGUAAACUUGGUCGUAUCGUUAACGAUGAAGAUUUAUACUACUUAACAAAAAAGCUUGCUCAGGCCGUAAUCCUAAAAGAAAUACAGAAGUUUCAUCAAGCCCAGGCAGCGAACACUUCUUUAUUUUCAACUGUUCUUACUCCUGAACUUCCUUCGACAGUGCGAUCAAGAGUUACCACUUAUGUUAGGCGAUACAUGGAGUCUAAGGGAGCAUUCUAUCGUCGCCGAGUUCAGCUAAUACCUGCAACAGGUAUUUCUCGUCCGGAACAGGCAGCUCAUCUAAAACCAGAUCCUGCUAUUUUUAAGCCAUCUGUCAACAGUAGCAUGCGUUCUCGACCUGUAACGCAUCCUCAGAAUUUCAGCAAUGUAUCUCACCAUACAAAUUAUGUGGACAAUGCUUUUUCGCAAUCUGCUCCUCCCAUUAAUACUACUGCAGUUAUUCCAGCGCGCCGCUAACAACUCAAAAGUAUUGCUUCCGUCAAUAAUAUCUGUAAUUGUAUAUUUUUAGAGGGUUCCUUUAUUCAAGUUGCUAUUUUGGAUUUUUAUCCACUUGUUGCUUUAUAGUUAAUUUCCCUAUCAUAGUGGUCAAGUCUAAGACAGGUGUUAGCACCGCAUAUUUUAUCGUCCUGCCCUACAUGAAAGUGGUUAUGUCGGAUACUCGACAACUAGCUUGCGCUUUAAAUAUGGAAAUUAUUAAUUUUUAUUUAAGUCUUUUGUAAAUAAACUUACAAACUGAUUCCUUUGCAAGCUCUUUAAUGUUAUUUUUUUCCCAAGUCUAUGGCCGUAUGUUGUUAUUGCCCAGUAAUCUCAUCAAGUAUGCAAUUUUCCUGUUUUCUAACUUUUGCAUGUAUUUAAUAAAAAAUGCAACGGCAGGUGUGAUACAGGUGUUAAUAUGAGAUUUGUACUAUUGAUUUGUAAUAAAAUUGUAAUGAGAAUCUAUAUUUUGUAAAUUUUUUUACGUUUCCGAUGUAAUAAUACAAUUUUGGUUAUGCUGAAA
Messenger RNA from Schistosoma curassoni, 3226 nucleotides. Lineage: Eukaryota; Metazoa; Platyhelminthes; Trematoda; Strigeidida; Schistosomatidae. The record is from the annotation of a GenBank genome assembly.